Messenger RNA from Mycena indigotica, 459 nucleotides. RefSeq lists its product as uncharacterized. The transcript is spliced from 4 exons. Bases 112 to 459 code for a protein of 115 amino acids. The record is from RefSeq and is a predicted model, not a curated record. NCBI's taxonomy places the organism in Eukaryota, Fungi, Basidiomycota, Agaricomycetes, Agaricales, Mycenaceae.
GACGUGGCGCACGUGGCCGCCAUCAUCUUGUCAACAACCCCCAUCUCCGCCUCCUCGCGACCGCCGCCUGCCCCGUCCCUUCGUAUCUUUCCGCGGGAGGGUCGUCGAACAAUGAUCGUUUGCCUUGAUCGUUCAUCUCCCGCGUGCGCGGGCAGGGCUUUUUCGACUCAUAUGGCUACUUCAGCGGGACGCCAACUUGAAGCCGUCGACAAUCGAGUUCUCCUCCACGUUGCGGAUGUUUCCUUCCGGCUCCACGGGCGCGCGGACGGCCUUGUCGUUUCUCCCUAUUUUAUUCACAUACCAGAUCAUCCCCGUUCUCUGCUCCUCGCAAGCAGCAUGCUUGUGCUCGACACCAUCGCCGGCAUGCGGCCGAAUCAGAUCUCCGCUGUCCCAGGCCUUCUCUCUGCGCUACCAACACGCUUCCGUCGGCCGUCAUACGCUGUGAAGACAAGGAGGUAG